AUGCCUCGCACCGCUGUGAAGGGCCAAGUCCUCGCGGAUCUGGUAGUUGAAUUUGCCGAACCCUCAUCAGAAGGAGGAGGAGGGUCACUAAACUCAAACGAAAAACUGAUCGGCACAGUCUCUCAGCAAGAGCCCACUUGUUGGAAAGCAUACAUUGACGGCGCAGCCAACCAAAGGGGCUCAGGGGUGAGGCUUGUCCUGAUUUCCCCCGAGGGGAUUACCAUCGAAAAAUCGUUAAGGCUGGGCUUCUCCGUCACAAAUAACGAGGCAGAGUAUGAGGCCUUAUUGGAAGGAAUGUCUGUGAUCCAAAAGCUGGGCGGGAAAUCCAUAAACAUGUUCUCAGACUCAAGACUUGUUGUGGGACAAGUAAAUGGGGAAUUGGAGGCGAGGGAUGAAAAAAUGCAAGAGUACCUAGUCCAAGUCAAGCGCUUGCAGGCGCAUUUCAACUAUUUAAGCAUAAUGCACUUAUCCAGAAGCGGGAACACCCACGCUGACUCCCUUGCAACGCUCGCCACCUCCUCAGUGCAACCCCUCCCUCGGGUCAUACUCGUAGAAGAUCUAUACAGGCCAUCGAUGGUGAGAACCGAGUUGGUGCAUGUUCACAACGUCAAGGCAGGGCCUAGCUGGAUGGAUCCUCUAGUACUGUUUUUAAAGAACGACAUCUUACCCAAAGAUAAGAACGAGGCCAAUGCCGCUGAGGUUAUCCUGGAGGAAUUGCAUGAAGGAAUUUGUGGGAGCCAUAUGGGGGGACCAUUUCCUAAAGCAGUGGGGAACAAAAGGUUUCUUCUCGUUGGCACGGAUUAUUUCACAAAAUGGGUCAAAACUGAGCCGCUGGCAAACAUUAGAGACGUUGAUGCCAAGAAAUUUAUUUGGAAGAACAUCGUCACCAGGUUCGGAGUCCCUCACACCCUAAUCUCGGACAACGAUCUCCAGUUUGAUAGUAAAACUUUCAGAAGGUAUUUUAGCGAGUUGGGAAUUGCAAAUAGGUACUCCACACCGGCUUACCCACAGGGGAAUGGGCAGGCCGAGGCCGUUAACAAAGUCAUAGUAAAUGGGUUGAAAAAGAGAUUAGAUGACACGAAAGGGAGGUGGGUAGAAGAACUGCCCAAUGUUUUGUGGACGUACCGCACCACGCCACGCAGGUCCACAGGAGAGACCCCCUUUUCAAUGACCUAUGGAGCUAAGGCCGUCAUUCCUUUAGAGACAAAUUUUCCAACACUGAAGACGAGCACAUUCUGUCCCAAUGCUAACAACAGGCUGCUGGAAAAAAACUUAGACCUCAUCGAGGAAAGAAGGGAGAGAGCAAUGAUCCAACUCGCCUACUACCAGCAUAAGCUCAAGCAAGGUUAUGAUGCCAAGGUGAAGCUAAAACCCCUAGCACCUGGGGAUCUGGGUCUUCAGUUGCAAGGCGGUCAUCUCCUGCUGUAG
This is a messenger RNA of Quercus robur (English oak), 1428 nucleotides long. RefSeq lists its product as uncharacterized. The transcript is spliced from 4 exons. Gene Ontology annotation, molecular function: RNA-DNA hybrid ribonuclease activity; nucleic acid binding. The record is from RefSeq and is a predicted model, not a curated record. Bases 1 to 1428 code for a protein of 475 amino acids. Gene Ontology annotation, biological process: DNA integration. NCBI's taxonomy places the organism in Eukaryota, Viridiplantae, Streptophyta, Magnoliopsida, Fagales, Fagaceae.